Molecule: messenger RNA, 544 nt
Organism: Drosophila rhopaloa
Lineage: Eukaryota; Metazoa; Arthropoda; Insecta; Diptera; Drosophilidae
Exons: 2
Coding region: 77-487 (136 amino acids)
Source: RefSeq, a predicted model, not a curated record
GCCCACACUCACUGGGUUGAGCUCAGUCGAAUUUUGUUCUCGGACCAUUAAACACUCCACACAUUCAACAUUCAACAUGGAAGGCCAACGCGUGGCAGUCGUCGCAUUUGCUGUAGUUCUCGCCGGAUUGUGCGUGCUGUCCGGUCUGAAGGCGGCACCCGUGGAAUGCAAUAAUGGCAGUGGCACCCAGAUCUCCGCCGACGGUCUUCAGUCGCAGACGCAAACCGGACCCGGCUGCCAGACGCAGACCUCCGAGGACGGAACCCAGAGCCAAAGCCAGAUCCAGUCGGGCAAUGGCUACCAGUCGCAGUCCCAGUGCAGCGGUUCGUCCUGCGGCCAGUUCAGCCCCCUGCCGCCCCUCUUCACCCUCGAGCCAUUGAAACCCUUCACCUUGACGCCCCUGAAACCCAUCACCUGGCAGCCGUGGGGCACAUUUGGUAGCAACCAGGUGCAGAACCAGAACCAGGUGCAGAUCCAGACCGAAUAGAAUUAAGUUCUUAAAUAGUUACACACAAUAAAGACAACGUAUUUUGCAAAUUUAAAA